Messenger RNA from Neltuma alba, 792 nucleotides. Its product is annotated as cyclin-D4-1-like. The transcript has 4 exons. Lineage: Eukaryota; Viridiplantae; Streptophyta; Magnoliopsida; Fabales; Fabaceae. The record is from RefSeq and is a predicted model, not a curated record. The coding region runs from base 1 to 792 and encodes 263 amino acids.
AUGUCUCUUUCAUCGGAGUACUCUGCCGCCGGUUAUUUGUUCUGCCGCGAGGACGCUGCCGACGUGUUGUGCUGCGGUGAAGAUGUGUCGAUCUCCCGCCACCCUCCAUCACCAUCAUCUUACCUCCCGCUCUAUUCUCCGCCGUCCGAGGAGAUCACCAUCGGCGAACUCAUCGACGUAGAGUCACACCUCAUGCCGAGCCAAGAUUACCUGAAUCGCCUCCGUGAUUGUCCGAUCGACUUCACCAAUCGCCAGAAGUCCACUAACUGGAUCUUCAAGGUGCACGCCCAUUACCAGUUUCGUCCGGUGACGGCGUUACUCUCCGUCAACUACUUCGACCGUUUCCUCUCGUGCUCUUCUCUUCCGCCAGCUGGGUGGCCGUUUCAGCUAUUAUCAGUGGCGUGCUUGUCUCUUGCGGCGAAAAUGGAGGAACGUCGAAUCCCGAACUUGCUAGACCUGCAAAUAUUCGAUCCCGGCUUCGUUUUUGAAUCCAAGUCGGUUCAGAGGAUGGAGCUCUGGAUCAUGUCCCAACUCAACUGGAGAUUGCGAUCUGUCACGCCCUUCGAUUACCUCCAUUACUUCUUCUCCAAGCUCCCUGCGUCCUCAUCCGAUCCUAAACCCGGAUCGGCGACCCGGUUGUUCAGAGCCUCCCAGUUCAUUCUUACCACCACCCGCGUGCUCGAUUUCUUGAGAUUCGCACCGUCAAGUAUUGCCGCCGCCGCCGUGCUCUGUUCGGCCGGCGUAGCCUCUGACGUCUACCCCCAAUCACUGCCGUUUUUCAUGACAGCAUGA